Messenger RNA from Adineta steineri, 1809 nucleotides. The record is from the annotation of a GenBank genome assembly. NCBI's taxonomy places the organism in Eukaryota, Metazoa, Rotifera, Eurotatoria, Adinetida, Adinetidae.
AUGGGUAAUGGUAGCGUAACUGGUAAAAAUAAAGAACAACAACAAGAGCAACAACAGCAAAAAAAAAUAGUCCGUUCAAAAAGUACUCAAUUGGGAGAUUUAUUUAAUAGAAGAAAAUCUGCAGCUAGUUUAGUUUUCUAUGCAUGUACAGAUAAAGCUCAAGUAAUUACAGAAAUACUUGAAGAACGUGGUUGGUCUCGAACAAAAGAUACUGAUGUAACUAAUUUUACUAUAAAAUGGUGUCUUGAACAUCAAGUUAAUUGGAAUAAAUUUCAAGAAGGAAAACAAUUAAUUAAUAAUAUACCUGGUCAAAUAACAUUUGCUGAUAAAGUUAAUUUAUGGUAUACAAUACGAGAUUUUCUUGAGAGUAGAAAAACUAUAACUGGAAAUAUUGUUCAAACAUUUCUUCCUAUGACAUUUAUUCUUGAUGAUGAAAAUGAUUUGAAUGAAUUCUUACGUAUUUAUAAAAAACAAAAUAGAAUCUGGAUAUGUAAACCACGUUAUAGUUAUGCUGGUCAAGGAAUUCAUGUUUUCUCUGGAAAUUCUAAUAUGGAAUCAAUAUUGAAAGUACAAUCGAAUGCUGGUAAACGUACACAACAUCAACCAAAAUCACCCGGAUACUUAACACAAGAAUACAUUUCUCGACCAUUGCUUAUUAAAGGUCGUAAAUUUGAUAUGCGUGUACAUUGGCUUGUGGCUUGGACAAAACCUUUAACUGUAUUUUAUAAUCAUAAUGCAUCAGUUGUGCGUUUAUCACUGAAUCUUUAUCGAGAAUUCGAUUUCGAUCGUGCAACACAUCUAACUAAUUUAUCAGUACAAGAACAUCAUUAUCGUUAUGCAAGUUCACAAGAAGAAACUGGGAUGACUAUGCAACAAUUAAAUGCAUAUUUCAAUAAAUGUUUUCGACCAUUUCAUCCGCAAUUAUGUGAAGAUUGGGUUAUGACUGUUAUGCAGGAGCGUAUGCAUACAAUUAUAAGACAAGUUGUACGUGCAAGUAAACAUAAAUUAGAACGUAUAGCAGGUCAUUUUGGUUUAUUUGGUUGUGAUUUUUUACUUGAUGAAAGUUUUCGUUUAUGGCUUUUGGAAGUUAAUGAUAAUCCUGGUGUUGGUUGGGGCAAUACACAAGUAAAUACAACAACAAAACCUUUAUUCGAAGAAACACUCAACAUUGUAUUUGAAUGUUUUGAUAAUUACAAAAAUAAACGUCCAGUAUUACCAGUUGAAUGUUUAAAAAAUUAUAAACUUAUUUAUAAUGAAAAUGAUGAUGCCGCAAGUAUUCUUAAUGAUGAUAUUCAAGUAUUUAAUGAACGUGCAACUGUACGUCCUACAAUAAAAGAUUUACGACCACGUACACCUUUGACUAAAACGCUACCUCAAAUAAAUGCUAAUCGAUCAUCGACAGCAGCAACAUCAACAGAUCUCAUAGUUAAUAGUGAAAAUACUCCUCCAUCAACUAUUGAACCAAUUUUAAGUAGAAGUAUCGAUUGGACGGCAAUAAGAAGAGAAAUGAUAAGAAGAGAGGCAAUGAAACCUGAAAGUGCUCAAGAACGUUUAAUGAAACUAAGAGCUGUAAGAAAAAAAUAUACAUUUCAAUCACAAAUUCGUUCAAGAGAUAAACUAAAUCAAUUAACUUUUAAACGAUCACCUACAUCAAUCAAUACAUACAGAAGUAUGCAACAAAAACGAAGUAUUGAUUUAAAACCAAUUGUUACAGAUAAAAAACGUAGUAAACAACAGGAUUCUCUCACAUCAUCUUGCUCAGAAAUUGCUGAUAAAGAAAAUACAAUGAUUGUCAAAGAAGCUGAAUAA